This is a messenger RNA of Lobosporangium transversale, 789 nucleotides long. RefSeq lists its product as hypothetical. Lineage: Eukaryota; Fungi; Mortierellomycota; Mortierellomycetes; Mortierellales; Mortierellaceae. The coding region runs from base 1 to 789 and encodes 262 amino acids. The transcript has 2 exons. The record is from RefSeq and is a predicted model, not a curated record.
AUGUCAAACAUUACUAUCAACACGGAAUCUGCUUUCACUCUUUUGACAGGGAUCUUUUGGCUUGUGGCUGAACACUUAGACCCAUCGAAAAAAGACUUGGAUCUCCACAAAAAGAUUAUGAUUCUUUUGGGGUCAAAGGACAACACCCCGGUCCUUGAAAAAGACUCAACCCUCUACAUGAGGGGAAAGGCACAAGAAAACGAUCACUCUUCCUCGGCCACCAAGAUAACUGAUGAGUUGACCUCUCUUUCGUCCUCUGUUCUUACUUCCGGACUUGAACGGCUCUCCUCUACCCCAGAACCUGGUUCAUUCUCUCCCACUUCUGAACCUGGUUCGUUCUCUCCUACUUCUGAACCUGGUUCGUUCUCUCACACUUUGGAAUCCCCUCAUGGUAAAUUUUCUCAGUCUCCCUCCCCUCUAGACAUGUCUCAUAAAAACGACCUCUCCAAUUCUCAGAGGGAUUACAUGCAUGAACAUUCGCCACUUUUUCCAAAUGGAGAUGUAACAUACUUUCUCGACAUGAAUGCCGAUGAGGGUCCUUCUGAUACUAAUGUCGGGUGGGCUAUGUUAACAUAUAGUCACAGUGAAGCGAAAAGGGGAGAAAAAAGUAUUUCAAAUCCUGUUUGGGUGUGUAUCAUUGUCCGGCCCCUGGGUGUAUGUGUCACAGUAGACCAAAGCUUCCUCGAGCUGGAAGAAAGAAACAUUGUCUGCCAUUACCUGAAACAAAGACUUGUCCCCUGCACUAAGUCCAGCUCGCCCAUGUGCCCUGCAUGGCUACGUUGUCCAUAG